This is a messenger RNA of Drosophila ficusphila, 2018 nucleotides long. It is a transcript of the gene Ndfip, whose product is annotated as NEDD4 family-interacting protein 1-like. Gene Ontology annotation, cellular component: endoplasmic reticulum; perinuclear region of cytoplasm; Golgi apparatus. The coding region runs from base 125 to 922 and encodes 265 amino acids. The transcript has 2 exons. Gene Ontology annotation, biological process: ubiquitin-dependent protein catabolic process; vacuolar transport; positive regulation of protein ubiquitination. The record is from RefSeq and is a predicted model, not a curated record. Gene Ontology annotation, molecular function: WW domain binding. NCBI's taxonomy places the organism in Eukaryota, Metazoa, Arthropoda, Insecta, Diptera, Drosophilidae.
ACGUUGAAAAGAAUAGAUUAAUUUUUUCAACGGAGAGACCAGAAAUAUACUCAGUUGGUAUAUAGGAAAUUUAUUCGGAAGAGAUAAGAUACAUGUUCUUUUGAAACGAUUUAUUUAAAAAGUUAUGCCGCACAACAACCAGCCGUCGCCCGGGGACGAUCAACUGGGACCGCCAAAGGCGGACUUUAGCGCCCCGCCGCCGUACGAGGCGAACGAUGGUCAUGGCCAGCAGGUGGCACUGCCGGCUCAGAUGCCAGCACUGGCUUUAGCCCCAUCCGAUCCUGGCCAGAUGCAGAUGCAGGUGCAGCUGCCGGGCCAGGCCGACCUGAUGAACGCACAACUGCCGCCAGAGAUCCACGGGAAACUGCCGACAUACGAGGAGGUGCAGAUGGAGAAGUCGCUGAACGGAGAGCUGCCGCCCGCCUUUUUGACUCUGCCCUCCUCGCAGCAGCUUCCACCGCCACCCAAUCCGUUGCUGCCGCCAAAUCCGCUUCGCGACGGAACCGCUGCCGUGCGAUCCGCCCAGCCGGCACUCACGUUCAUCGCCAUCGAUGCCAGCGAUCCGGAGAACAGCCUGUCGGCCACGGACAACUUGCUCGGCACAGACAUCAUGUUCAUCACGGCCUUCAUUGUGGCGUUUCUGUUCAACUGGAUUGGCUUCCUGAUGCUCACCUGUUUCUGUCACACGAUCGCCGCCCGAUACGGAGCCCUGUCGGGAUUCGGAUUGUCUCUGGCCAAAUGGACACUGAUCGUAAAGCACUCGACGGAUUUGGCCUCGCACGAGAACUCCUGGUUGUGGUGGUUGAUCUGCGCCUUCGGCUUUCUCAUCAGCAUACGCGCCCUGAUCCAAUAUGUGAGCAUCAAGCGAUCGUGGCGUUUGCUCUCCGCUUCUGCGCAGGAACGGCUGCUAUUCUUCUACUAGGUGCGCCAGGUGGCUAUCGAGUGGCUGCCAUGUAAAUACGUUGUGGGUGGCUAGGAAGCUCGUAGUAUCUUACCCGAUCCUAACAUCCCAAAAUUCCCCAGAACCGGCACACAAAAACCAAACAGAAUCAAUGCGAACCAAUUUCGGAAAGUUUUCGAAAUCUCUAGGGUUUCUUAAGUAUACCAUUGUAUGUAUUAGUUAUUUUUCCAAUCUAUCUAAAUCGGAGUAAUUAGAGUGUACAAACUUACAUUUAAUUGUAUUUACUUGCCAAAUCCUUCUUAUUUCAAUUCAGAAUCCAAAUGGGAGUUAGCCUACAAGUGUAUUACAAAUUGUAAUUUACAAUUAUCAGAAAUAGGAACUUUAUAUUGGUAGCCACUGGUUUUUUGCAUUCUUUUAGAAAUGGAAAGAUAGCAGGAAACGAAGGAGCGCCAAUCCACUUUGAAAUAAUUUGGAAAUUGCGUGUUUCAAGCGUUUACGAAAACCCUAAAGGAAUUCUUUUAAAACUUCUAGCGAUUUCGUGAGCACUCCGAACUGUAGGUUAGUAUUUUCUCUAGUUUCUGUGUUGAAUAGCGCAUCUUAGUCAACUGUAGCAUAAUGACGUUAACUAUGUGUGUUGAACGGUAAGAGGCGAAUACUUAUUCGCCUGCACCUCCCAAUCGAUUAUAACUGUAAAUGUAUGUGAAAUGUGUAUGGAUAUAUAUCCCCUCCACUCUGCUACAAAAUCCCCCUUAGGCCAUUUAGUGGCGCCCAUGCACUUGAAACAAAGACACAAAACAAACCAAAAAAAAAAGAGAAUAAUUAUGAAAGCUCGAAAAGGAAAAUAUGCCACCCAUAUUUUUAUGUUGAGCCUACUUUACGCUGUGGUACUUAAUUAAUUAACUACACAAGAGCCAGCAGUAAUACGAAUGCUAAACACACAAAAAACAACUAUUGCUAGUACAUAUGAUUAUUGCCUAUUAUAACGUUUAAAAUUAAUACGUUUAAUCCCUUUGUAUGUAAAUCAAACGAUGCUUAGUGCAUUGCAGGGCCGCAGACUCCCGAGAUCAGCGCCAGUUUUAUGCAAAGUAAAUAAAAUCGAAUGAUGUCAUUCAAAGAA